Choloepus didactylus (southern two-toed sloth) is the source of this 565-nucleotide messenger RNA. Its product is annotated as cytochrome c oxidase subunit 6A2, mitochondrial. Gene Ontology annotation, molecular function: enzyme regulator activity. Lineage: Eukaryota; Metazoa; Chordata; Mammalia; Pilosa; Megalonychidae. Gene Ontology annotation, cellular component: mitochondrial inner membrane. Gene Ontology annotation, biological process: mitochondrial electron transport, cytochrome c to oxygen. The record is from RefSeq and is a predicted model, not a curated record. The transcript is spliced from 3 exons. The coding region runs from base 27 to 320 and encodes 97 amino acids.
CAGCGCUGUUGUCCUUUUCCACAGCAAUGGCGCUGCCUCUGCGGUCCUUGAGCCGGGGCUUGGCGAGCACAGCCAAGGGAGAGCACCGAGGGGCAGGAGCCAGCACCUGGCGCCUCCUGACCUUCGUGCUCGCACUCCCGAGCGUGGCCCUCUGCACUCUCAAUUCCUGGCUCCACGCGGGCCACUGUGAGCGCCCCGAGUUCAAACCCUACCACCACCUCCGCAUCCGCACCAAGCCCUACUCCUGGGGUGACGGCAACCACACCCUGUUCCACAACCCGAGAGUCAACCCUCUUCCCACGGGCUACGAGCAACCCUGAAGCCCCGGAAGAACCCCCGGGCGCAAUAAAGGUGGUGGGGCCGGUAAGCUCCGACAACUCCGCGGCUGGCUGGCUCUGUGGGCGAGGUCGGAAGGCGCGUGCGCGGUCCUUGGUGGGCGUAGGGGCGCAUGCGCGUAGUGCGGUUGGCGUUCCUCGUGCGUCCCGAGGCGGUAGCUUUUCCCGCCUCCCUUACUUGGGAGGUGCUCGAGGGAACAAGAACGUCCUUCAUGAACAGGUAGGAGAUU